Molecule: messenger RNA, 1326 nt
Organism: Fragaria vesca subsp. vesca
Lineage: Eukaryota; Viridiplantae; Streptophyta; Magnoliopsida; Rosales; Rosaceae
Product: probable UDP-glucose 6-dehydrogenase 2-like
Exons: 1
Coding region: 1-1326 (441 amino acids)
Biological process (GO): glycosaminoglycan biosynthetic process; polysaccharide biosynthetic process
Cellular component (GO): nucleus; cytosol
Molecular function (GO): UDP-glucose 6-dehydrogenase activity; oxidoreductase activity, acting on the CH-CH group of donors, NAD or NADP as acceptor; NAD binding
Source: RefSeq, a predicted model, not a curated record
AUGGCAGUAAUUGCAGAACGAUACCCAAGGCUUAACGUCGUUGUCACAGAUUUCAAUGCACACCAACUCCAUGCUUGGCGACAAAAUCAGAUAGAGUAUGAAGAGGAAGGUAUGGCAGAGUUGUUACACUAUAUAACCCAUGCUAACUUGAGCUUCAACAAUGAUGUAAACGAAGCAAUCCAAGAUGCCCAGAUGAUUUUUAUUGGGGUUGAAAUACCUAUCAAGUUAUUUGGUAGGCGUGACGGAUUUAGCCUAUGGCCGUGGAUCAAAGCCAUAAGGAGGAUCAUAAAAGAGGCACACACGUCAAAGAUUAUUGUAGAAAGAUCGACUAUGCCAAUUGAUUCGUUUGAUAUGACAACCACAUUAUUAACUCGAAGAGUCCCACCUCCUGUCCAGCCUGCCGUGCAAUUUGUUGUUUUGUCCAAUCCAGACUUUUCCUCUCCAGGCGCUAGGCUUCAAGACUUGAGGAACCCAGAUAGAGUUGUUAUUGGGUUAAAAUCAAAUGCAGGGGGCGUUCUUCCAUUACGACAGUUGUACAUGGGGUUAGUUCAAAACCCAGAAGAAAUCCGCAUAGUCUAUGCACCUAGUGCUGUCAACGUUGAGAUAGCAAAACUAGCAACCAAUGCAAUGCUCAGUAUGAAACUUACCUACAUCAACGCAAUAUCAAGUUUGUGCAACAAGACAAGAGGAGCCGAUAUCAACAUAGUUAGACAGAUACUUGGAGAAGAUUAUAGACUCGACAACAACUACAUGAUUCCCACAUUAGGAAUUGGAGGCAAAGAACUGAUGAAAGACACUCUAUACAUGAAACAUGCUUUUAGUGAUGUUGGACUGGAUGACGAGGCAAUGCUCUUUCAGAAGGUUGUUCAGUUAGACGUGAAGAAGAGAAUGGAGUUUGUUCAAAUCAUGUUACGGACAAUGCUCGAUCUUACGAACAGAAGGAUUGCUAUAAUAGGACUCACAUAUAAGGGACAGGUUCUCGAUCUUACGAGAUCACCCGCAGUUAGCAUAUGCAAAGCCCUCUUGAGAGAGCGUGCUUUCCUCCAAAUACAUGAACCCUUGUUGGAUGAGCAAAGGAUCCAACGAGCUAUUGGUAAUCCUAACUCAGUGUAUGUUGCACAUGAUCUCAUAGAUGCAUGUGAUCGUGCACACGCGGCUGUAUUUUUUGUGCCAAUGCCCCAAGUACAAUUUAAUUUUCAACAAAUCUUCAAUGUGAUGACACCCGAACCAGGCGGUCGAUACUUGUUCAUGGGCUGGCAUAUGAAUGUUAAUUUCGACGAUUUGAGGCAGAUGGGAUUCCUGGUUAAUGUCAUUGGAAAACCUUAA